AUGCCAUUUGUUGUGCGUUUUGCUCAGGGCAAAGACAACGACGUCUUUCGCGACGCCGCAAUAAUUCGAGAUUCCAUUUUCAUGCAGGAGCAGGGUGUGCCGGCCUCGCUGGAGCACGACAGCCAUGACGCGUACGCCAUUCACCUCGUCCUCUACGACGAGGAUGCCUCUGACAAUCAAAAACAACGGGGAGGAGAAAAGAAGUCUCUGCCAAUUGCAGCGGCGCGGCUUCGUGUGGUCAGGCACUGCGGAGUCCAUGCGUACGACACACCCGUUGUGAAGGUGGAGCGUGUGUGUGUGCGGCGACCGCACCGCGGCAAAGGGUGUGGGUUCUUCCUCAUGCAGGAGGUGGAGAAGUACGCGAGGGAGAAGAUGGGGAUUUCGACACUCGUUCUUCAUGCAAAGACGCCAGUAAAAAAAUUCUACAAACGCCUUGGCUUCCACGAGACAUCGGAUGAAUUUAUGGAGUCCAACAUAUCGCACAUCACGAUGUCGAAGAUGUAA
This is a messenger RNA of Trypanosoma cruzi, 504 nucleotides long. RefSeq names its product actyltransferase-like protein. NCBI's taxonomy places the organism in Eukaryota, Euglenozoa, Kinetoplastea, Trypanosomatida, Trypanosomatidae. Gene Ontology annotation, molecular function: acetyl-CoA binding; N-acetyltransferase activity. Gene Ontology annotation, cellular component: cytoplasm. The record is from RefSeq and is a predicted model, not a curated record. Gene Ontology annotation, biological process: protein acetylation. Bases 1 to 504 code for a protein of 167 amino acids. The transcript has a single exon.